AAUAACAAAAGGGCAGAGUACAAGGGGCAAAUGAGAAGUAAACAAAAAUGUUGGAGAAAAAUAAAUAUGUGCCGCGUGUUAAUCAGAUAGAUGCAAUUUACCUUAACAAGGACAUUGCACGCUUGAUACGCAAUAACCUGCUGGAGAAUUUACAGGCCAUAUCGCCCGUACUUUUUAUCAAAGUCCAACCGGAACUCGAUCUGCUCAUACAAUCGGCGCUUUGGUUUGGCUCCGUUGGCAAACGUUGCUCGACAUUUGGCCAACAAUUAUUGGUUUUGGCCUACGAUGCGGAGAAACUCACGCUUUCCCGAUUGGUGCUACACUUUGCCCUCACUGUUCUGCCUGGCUAUGUGAAGAGCUGGGAGGAGCGCCGCUUGUCCCGCCGAGUCGAAUGGUUCAGCCAGGCAAUAACGUGGGCGGAGAAUAGUGCUCUGGUUUUGAACGUGCUCAACUAUUUUAGGUUCUUGAAGACGGGAAGAAAGCCCACAUUAAUUGACUAUCUAUUGGGUCUGGACUACAUUAGUUUGCGCAAUAAUCAAAGACGCGACAUUGGCUACAAGUAUCUCACGCGUGAGCUGCUCUGGGGCGGUUUUAUGGAAUUUCUUGGUCUGCUUCUGCCGAUUAUAAAUUUUCGCAAAAUCAACCGCCUACUGAAAGCUGCCUUCUUUGGCACGGAGGGCCUAAAUUCGCUGCGGCGCGAAAGUAUCCAACGGGAGCUUGUUGCCGCCAAAUUGACAACAAAUACAACAUGCACUUAUUGUGGAGAACGUCCAACGCUGCCGCAUCAUAUGGGUUGUGGGCACAUUUAUUGUUAUUACUGCAUAAGCGCUAAUUUCCUGACGGACGCCAACUUUUGUUGUGUUAAGUGUGGUGCUGGCUGUCUAGAAGAUGGUGUACAGAUUGUCUGAUUGUUGUGGCUAGACUUUUAUACUCUAGAUUUUAAAUAUUAUUCAGAAAAUGCGGAAUCGAUGAAAA
This is a messenger RNA of Drosophila grimshawi, 975 nucleotides long. It is a transcript of the gene Pex2, whose product is annotated as peroxisome biogenesis factor 2. The coding region runs from base 48 to 908 and encodes 286 amino acids. The record is from RefSeq and is a predicted model, not a curated record. Gene Ontology annotation, cellular component: peroxisomal membrane. Lineage: Eukaryota; Metazoa; Arthropoda; Insecta; Diptera; Drosophilidae. The transcript is spliced from 4 exons. Gene Ontology annotation, molecular function: zinc ion binding. Gene Ontology annotation, biological process: protein import into peroxisome matrix.